Nicrophorus vespilloides is the source of this 1844-nucleotide messenger RNA. RefSeq names its product altered inheritance of mitochondria protein 21-like. The record is from RefSeq and is a predicted model, not a curated record. Bases 193 to 1578 code for a protein of 461 amino acids. Lineage: Eukaryota; Metazoa; Arthropoda; Insecta; Coleoptera; Silphidae. The transcript has 2 exons.
ACGGUACAUUUUGUGUCUUCACGUUGGUAACGUUCGUCCGGGGUAAACACCUCUUCCAUCUUGCGAUUACACAUGACGCUUCGCCUGUGCCGGUCAAAAGCCUAGUUUGCUAUUGUUUAUAAAUCGUUGAAUUCCGGUCGGGAAGGAAUAGCAAAAAUUUGCCCUGAGAUAUAGAUCAACUAGAGGGGUGCAAUGAGUGCUAAGAAUGGGAAACGCUCUCGCAGGAAGACUGAGGAUGAGGAGUUCAAGGCGCCAGUCUUGAAGAAGGUGGAGAGUAAACCUGAGGAUGAUGAACUGAAGGGUUUCGAGAGCGAAAAUGGCGUCAAGGAGGAGGACAGGAUGAAAACUAGGAGCCGCUCAAACACCCCACUAAAUAUUAAAAAGUCUCCACAAAAGGCAAAUGUUGAAAUGGAAGAGAAAACAGAGGAAGAGGUUAAAGUUAUAGAGGAUGUAAUUAAACCAGAGGAAGAAGUGAUUAAACCUGCAAAUGAUGAAGUGGUAGUGGUGGUGGAGUGUGAUGAUAAAGUGGAUGAGGAGAAGGUUGAAGAUGUUAAUGGUGGAAGUGAAAAGGAGGAAGAGGUUGUUGCCACAGCAACCGAAGUGCCAGCAACGCCAGAAGAAGCAUCACAGGAUAACAGCGAGGAUAUCGAAAUGGAGCCUUUGAUCGUCGAUACGGAGGAGGUCGAUCCGGAGCUGCAGUUCGACGAGGCCUCGGAUUCGGAAUCGCGUAAAGGAUCGCCGGUGUUGUCGCGCUGCAGAACCAGGCGUUCGCAGACCCGCAACAUCCCUACACCAAAGACUCCGAAAUCAGUGAUCGACCAGAACGGAGACGACAAAGACUCGGACAAGACGCCCUCUGAACUACUGGAUACGCCGGAAGCAACGGACAGCCAGGAAUCGACCUCGGAAUCCUCCUCAUCGCAGAAGACGACGGACGACAAGUCCGAGACCAUCGUUAACAUUGAUCUGACCGACACCAACGAGUCCUUCGAAUCGGAGACGAGCAUGCACGUGAACGUUGGAGGUGAUCUGACGCGGGAGAUCGACAUCACAGUUUCAGAUGAGAGCAGUUUCCUCAAUUCUGCGAAGGAUUUGAGCGUCGUGGAGACAAUACGCAGAAUGUCCUCGAGGAGGGCUAUCAGAUCUACAGGCGAUUACAGGAGAUCACUGCUCAAGUCGAAGGCGGAGAAGUACCAGUACAUUCCUCCAAUUCCAGCCCCACCUCGAGCUACAGUACAUAUCAACAGCGAAGUCGCUGCCACAGCUACCACAAUCAGGAGAUCCUCUGUAGAGAAGCUGAUCGGAUCAAAGCGCAAGACGCGCCGCAGCGACUCGCCGGACGGCGCCAAGAGAUUUAAGAUCACCGAUUCGAAUCCUGGAUUCAUGUCGUACAUCUCCAGUCCUAUCAGCAAGAUCAAGAGCAAAUUCACGCCCGGUGAGGUGUCAGCAAGCACACCAAAGUUGACUGGCUACAGGAAGCAGGACAUCCUGGAGGGCGCUGACUUGAGUAAGAUCGAAAUCCCCAUCCACACAGCGACGCCGUCGCAGCACGACAAGAAGUGGUGCUCAAUCAUGUAAAACGCGCGAUUUACUCUGCAUAUUAUUAUUUUUAAUCUUUAUUUAUAAGACGCAUGUCUUUUUAUGAGCCCCUUCAUCAUUAUAUUAUUAUUUUUACAUGUAAGCUGAUGACUUGCGAAAUAUUUUUAUUCGGAUCCGUUGGAAAUGGUUUAUAAGAAUGUUUACGAAUAAUGGUGUUUUGCAAUGAAAUUCGUCUUAAAAAGAUAUUUUAUAUAUAUACAUGAGGAUUCGUAACCUGGAUUAAAUGAUGAAAGUGAUAAUUUCAA